This is a messenger RNA of Brenthis ino (lesser marbled fritillary), 1932 nucleotides long. NCBI's taxonomy places the organism in Eukaryota, Metazoa, Arthropoda, Insecta, Lepidoptera, Nymphalidae. The record is from the annotation of a GenBank genome assembly.
AUGGCCUUAAAUUUGUGGCGAUCGUAUUCAAAAGCCAGAAAUAAUGUUUUCUCAAACGGUAACAAUUGUAGUUCACUUUCGGCACUGUAUAAAUAUUUUUCUAGAUCAUUUUGUGAUGAUAAAUUUUCAUCACCCGAAUUCUCGAAUAGUACAAUUUUCAUUGAAAAUGGAUACAACGUUCAUGAACUUCCAGUUGUGGUAAGAAGAUUAAAAGAUUUAGAAGACUUAAAUGUAAACCCUUCGUCAACGGAAACCCAACAAGGUACAAGUGAUCCUUUGAGCUAUCAUUUAAUACAGGAAGAAUUUAAACAGUGUACAGAUUUACGUGAAGUUUUUUCAUUGAUUACAAAAUGUACUAAAAUAACUCCGAAUAUUGCUCUUGGGGCAAUAGAAAGAAUAUAUGAUUUAGAAAAAGAUGGAAACCUAAAUUUGACAACAGAUCAAAAUAUACACAUUAAUUUUGCUAAAGGUGCUAUAUUAGAAAAACUAUUAAAAGUUGUUAUGAAGACUGAAGAUACUCAGACAAUAUUAAAUGUUCUAAAAACUACUUCGACUAUUAUGGAACCACACAAGUAUAACUUUUGUGAUGAGUUGUUUUUAAGAGUGCUUGACAAUAAGUUAAGUUUGGAGCAAUUGUGUGACUUUACUAUGUUCCUUAUAAAAAAUAAAGAUCAUCAAAAAUACUCACAGACUAUUGACAAACUGUGGGUUGGAUUUGUUGAUAAAGAAAAAGAAAUAAACGGGACAAAUAUUGUUCACAUAUUUAAGAUCCUGCCUGGUUUGAAAGUUAGCAAGAAAACAAUUAUUUCCUUACUGGAGCAAAAACUAGCAGAAUUGUGGUGCCAAAUAAAAGUCCCAGCAAUGCAAGACAUACUUGAUGUCUUUUUGAUAGAAAAGUUUUUUUCUAUGCAAUUAUAUGCUGUUUUAGGCCAUUGGUUCUACACUAAUAUACAUUGUUUAGAUGAUGAUGAAUUAUUAGCUAUUGUAUCAAAAUUUACUCAGCUAAAGUAUACUGAUCAUCAGAUCGAAGCAGCAGUUGAGAAAUUUUUAAAAUUGAAAGUUUCAAAAAUUAAAUCACAAGUAUUGAUCAUAGGUAUUUUAAAUUAUUGUACUCAAUUUAAGCUUCGCAACAAACAUAUAUUAGAUACAUGUGGCCAAUAUUUUUUAACUAAUAGGAAAGAUAUAUCUCACAGUUUUUUGAAAUCUUUUAUAUACCCUUAUGGAUAUUUGUAUGCAGAGCCUACUAAUUCUGAAUUUUGGACAUUAGCUGAGGAAGUCUUAUUAGAAAACUGUUAUAAAAUAAAUGUUUUCGAUCUGAGUUCAGUUAUUUUAUCAUAUAUAUAUUGUGGCCAUUAUCCACUAAAACUUGUAUCUAAAGUUUUUAGUGCAGAAUAUAUAGCUAAAAUAAAUAAUAAUGAUGUUUUAAAGAAACUGCAUCUAAUUGAUACAGCAUUAUCAUUAGAAUGUAGAGCAUAUGCUGGUCCACUUUUGGCGAAAGAUCAAUGGUUUAAACCGGUAUUACAAGAUACUAGGAUCAAAAAUAUUGUCGAUAAAAUUAUUGAUAACAUUGUCUCUGUAAUAGGAGUGUCGGAAAAGUUGUCUACGGCAGUAGUGUUGCCAAAUUUUUGUUCUGAUGAAACAUAUUUGAUUGAUAUAAUGUUGUACCCAGGGGGACCAGGAAAUAGUACAUUCAACUGGAAAAGUCAAUCAAUCAGGAACGGGAGUACAGCAAUCCUUAUACAUUUGCCAGAUCAUUAUUGCUCUGAUAAUGAACAACUGCUUGGUCCUCAAGUUAUGAAAAAGAGACACUUGAAAAUACUUGGUAUGCGAGUUGUCAGCUUAAAGUACUCCUUACUCAGUCAAUUUUAUACAUCGCAUGACACUCCAGGGCUUGAAAAUUAUUUAAAAGAAAGUAUUGAGAAUUCUAAAACU